AUUACUACUUCUAACCUGCUAAUGAUACAUUGUAGACAAGUAAUGAUUAAGACAAUGUAAUAACUGCUGGAAAGAAAAAAAAACAAAACAAUAGAAACCCUCAUAUAAUUUGUAAUGGUUUUAAAGGUUAUAAAGGGAAUUGUAUUGGUUUUAAUGGAAACUAAUGGUCCCUGUGGGUCUUUACUUGUAAUUUGUUGCCUUCUAUUGGUGGCAUGUCUAUGUCUAGUGGAUACCAUUAAGGAUCCACAUCCUUAAUAUAUCCUACUACAUAAUGGAAAUCAUUUGGUAAUGGGUUUAAUGGUUAACAUCCUAUGGUUUGUAGUGGAAGCCAUUCCAAAAAUUCAAAUGGUUUCUAUUGUUUUUGUUGUUGUUGUUGGUUGUUGAUAUUUUUCCAGCAAGGACAACAGUAAGUUAUUCAGAAAACCUCAAACAUUUAUUUAUGAAAUUAUUUACCAGUUGGUGAAGAAGGUCUACCAGUUUGAUCAGCCCUGCCUGCAUUUUUGGCAAAUUUUUUUUUUUUUUUUUUUAAACUCCCCAAUUGUCAGUCAGGACUUAUUGUUUAAUAUAUUUUUUUAAAGUAAUACUACUAUUUUAUAUUGUUCAGUGUGACAGUAAUUUAUACCUCAUGUCAUGAAGCAUGCUGUGUCUAAUUCAUUUUGAAUCCUUUAAAUGCCACUAGUAGGCUAAAUAGCAUUAUUGUGGCAUCUUACCAACACACUGAAACUUAUAAUAAAUGCUAUAUUUAUUCUGCGCAAACUAAUAAAUAGCCUACUGAAUAUAUAAAGUGUCGUUUACUUUAUUAUGUCAAGAAUUAUGUACUUAAAUUACAGUUGGCCUACACCGUACAGUAGCUUAUUCGUUUUCCAGGCUGUUGGGGUUUUGUUGUUGUUUUUAGAAAACCGCAUAUGUAUUUACUUUUAAUAUUAACGUUCCACGGGCGGUUUAACGACUUCUCCUCCUGCAAGAGCACUCACUAGCUUCCGAGUUCAGUGCGUUUCAUUACUGAUCAGAACGAAAUGCUUUCGAGUUUUGCUUCCACGAAAGCGUCCCGUGGUUCACAUGAUAUCAGGGUUGGUGAAAAUGUGUUGCAUGAAGAAGUCGCGGAAAACGUGUUUAAAGCUGUCAACCUGCACAGCGGCAAACAUCUGCUCUGUAAGGUUUUUCCCAUUAGUAGAUUUGCCCAGUCCCUGGCUGUGUACUCUCACCUUCCUGUUCAGCCCAACCUACACCAUCCAUUUGAAAUCAUCCUUGGACACUCUACAGCUUAUGUCUUCUUUGAACAUACGUACGGUAACGUGUACAGAUAUGUUCAGUCCUCAAAAGGCUUGUGUGAAGAUAAAGCUCUGAGGCUCUUUCAUCAGAUAGUCUCUGCUGUGGCACAUUGUCACAAUAACGGUGUGGUUCUGCAUAGUCUGAAAAUGAAGCAUUUUGCAUUUAAAAAUGAAGAGCGAACCCAGUUGGCACUGUGCACCCUUAAAGACACAUAUAUGAUAGAACAGGAUGAUACUGUAUCAGGCAAGCACAGCUGUCCGGUCUAUAUCAGUCCAGAGAGCCUACAGCCAGAGAGCUCAUACUCAGGAAAAGCAUCAAAUGUAUGGGCACUUGGAGUUAUAUUGUAUACUAUUCUGUUUGGAUGUUAUCCUUUCUCACACACAAAGCUCAACGGUCUGUACAGUAAAAUCCAGAAGUGCAAAUUUAUUCUUCCAGAGCUUCUCUCACCUAAAGCCAGGUGUCUCAUAUGUAGCAUCCUUCGACUAGACCCUUCAGAGCGGCUAACUGCAGAGGAAAUUUUGUCCCAUCCUUGGUUUUCCUCUACAAGCUACUCUCAGUAUAUGUGGAGGAAGAUGUUCUACAAAGAUGAAGAUCAAAAAGUUCCAUCUUUAUAGCAAAUUAGGAAAACCUGAUCUCACUCACUGGAAGUGGCUGUACAUCUACACAGAUGUUACAUGCACAUUAGGAACUGCCUUAUUUGGCCUAUAGUGAAGACCCUUGUAUACAUGUCUUCUUAGUACAUAAUUUAGGUGAUUUAAAAUGCAAUUUUUAGCUACAUUUUUAUGUACAUUAAUUGGCCAUUCUAUCAGAUACAUAUACCAUAUAUGUCACUUUGUAAGUACAUUUACUGACUAUAGAUUAUCUACUAUUAUACACAAUUUAUCAGACACUGUUCUAUCAAUAUAA
Messenger RNA from Ictalurus furcatus (blue catfish), 2178 nucleotides. RefSeq names its product tribbles homolog 2-like. Gene Ontology annotation, cellular component: nucleus. The transcript has 3 exons. NCBI's taxonomy places the organism in Eukaryota, Metazoa, Chordata, Actinopteri, Siluriformes, Ictaluridae. Bases 1017 to 1886 code for a protein of 289 amino acids. The record is from RefSeq and is a predicted model, not a curated record. Gene Ontology annotation, biological process: positive regulation of proteasomal ubiquitin-dependent protein catabolic process; protein phosphorylation; regulation of MAP kinase activity. Gene Ontology annotation, molecular function: mitogen-activated protein kinase kinase binding; protein kinase activity; ATP binding.